GGGAAUGACGCACGUGCCAUGCCUGGUGCAGCGAUUCAUCGUGCUCGCCUAGAUUAGAUAUGCGCCUUGGUUGCCACACCCCUUGCGGCUAUAAAAGCACUGUACGUUCAGCAAUAAAGAGCAUUUGGUCGCUGGCCACCUCGACUGAUACAUGGUGUCAGAAGUGGGAUAGCUCACGCCGAUGGAAACACAAUGGAGCAACUGCUGAAUCUUCCUGAACCACUACUGUUGUCUGGGAAUAUCGCCAAGAACUGGGAAUUGUUCCAGCAGAAAUUCGAGCUUUUUCUGGACGCAACGGAAUCGCCAAAAGAGCCCCGAACCACGGCCGCCAAAACAGCACUGCUGCUCAGCACUGCCGGAGACGACGCAUUGGAGGUAUUUAACAACUUCCUUUUUCUUGGGGACGAGAACAAGCAAGAUUAUGCUACCGUUGUUAAGAAAUUCAAGGAGUACUGCCAAGAACAACAGAAUGAAGUCUAUGAGCGGUACAUAUUCCGAUCCAGAGUGCAAGGCGAAGGGGAGUCAUUCGAGCAUUUCUUGCGGGACCUCAGAAAACAAGCAAGAAGCUGCAAUUUUUCGGAAAUAGCUGAUUCCUUAAUCCGCGACCAAAUAGUGUUUGGCACCAGUAGCCCACGACUGCGUGAAAAGCUCCUCAAAGAAAAAGACUUGACACUUGCCAAGGCUGAGCAGAUUUGCAAAGCGGAGGAAGCAGCAUCGCUGCAAAACAAUGCCUGGGCGCAGCCCGAUAAGCACGUGGCUCUGGUCAUGAAGCGGUCUGCGCAGGUUCGCAAAGCGGAGGAUGCGGUACAAAAAGAACCGUCGGCACAGCCCGAUAAGCAAGUGAUGCAAAACAUGCAGCAAUCUCGGAAAUGCACCAGAUGCAAUCGUUUACACGCCAUACCUGGCAGAUGCCCUGCGUUCGGCAAAACGUGUUUCAUAUGCCGAGGUGUUAACCAUUUCGCAGCUUCCUGCAAGAAGGGCCCGCAAAUCCGAGAAGUUGGCGAGGAGCAAGACAGCUUCGACAUUCUCGAUGUGACAGUCUCGAGCAUCGACGCGAGAGCGGACUGGGUAGUACAUGUGAACGUGGCUGACCAGAUGGUUAACCUCAAAGUGGACACGGGAUCUCAGGCCAACUUGCUGCCCUACUCUAUCUACCGACGAUGCAAGACGGCAGCAGAUUUGAAACCGAGCUCUUCGGUGCUUCGAUCAUACAGCGGUGGUGUCAUUCGACAUUUCGGUAUGGCAAGGCUACCAGUGACCGUGAACGGCCGGUCGAAGGACGUCAACUUCUAUGUCGUCAAAAAGGGCAACCAAGCAAUACUGGGACUACUAGCAUGCGAGUCGCUUGGUCUGGUGUCACGUGCAGUGGAUGCUGUAAAAGAAGUAAGCACCACAGCGGGCGGCAGUGAGGACGUUCUAACCGAAUUCCGCCAGCUUUUUCAGGGAACAGGCUGCGUGAGUCGCCAGUAUAAAAUGGUCCUACGCAAGGAUGCGACGCCAGUUGUCCAGCCAGCUCGGCGGGUGCCCUUGGCGCUGAGGGAACCUCUGAGGGAGGAGCUGGAGCGCAUGCAGCGAAGUGGCAUCAUUGAGAGGGUCCAGAAACCGACAGACUGGACAUGCUAUCAAGGGCUCCAGGGACAGCGACUAAGGACUACUCCGACGACACGGAAGAUGUGGAGGUCCACGCGGUUGCAGUCAUGUCAACCUUGGUACGACUUCAGCCACGUCACGUCGAGCCCCGAGUUCCCGCGAUCGAAUGGACUCGCUGAGAAGGGGGUUCAGAUUGUGAAAAGAAUCCUAAAGAAAACGGAAGAAACAAAACAAGACUUCUGGCUGGGGUUGCUCAACUACAGAUCCACUCCGCUCGAAGAUGGCCGCUCCCCUGGUGAACUCUUGCAGGGCAGGAGGCUUCGCACUCUACUCCCAGACUUCAGGCAGCAGCCAAGCAUACCAGUAUUCAAGCGAGCCCAGGCAGACACUCGGGGGAGAACGUUACCACCUCUCAAUACUGGCGAUGUCGUGAGAGUACAGGAAAAGACAUGGAAUCGCCGAGCUCAAGUUACCGAAGCAGUUGCACCGAGGUCUUAUCGAGUAGUUACCGAGGACAACAGAGUGCUACGUCGCAACCGACAGCAUCUGCUUCCAACUGGAAAAGCACUGUACGUUCAGCAAUAA
This is a messenger RNA of Dermacentor albipictus, 2175 nucleotides long. Lineage: Eukaryota; Metazoa; Arthropoda; Arachnida; Ixodida; Ixodidae. The record is from RefSeq and is a predicted model, not a curated record.